Molecule: messenger RNA, 4953 nt
Organism: Lagopus leucura (white-tailed ptarmigan)
Lineage: Eukaryota; Metazoa; Chordata; Aves; Galliformes; Phasianidae
Gene: NKD1
Product: NKD inhibitor of WNT signaling pathway 1
Exons: 10
Coding region: 234-1652 (472 amino acids)
Biological process (GO): negative regulation of Wnt signaling pathway
Cellular component (GO): cytoplasm
Molecular function (GO): calcium ion binding
Source: RefSeq, a predicted model, not a curated record
CUUUGGGAAAGAGAGGAGAGAGGAGGAAGGCUGGAGCUGAGAGGGGGACGCCGGACCGUGCUGCAGGAGGGAGCUGAGAUUUGCUCUUGCUUGUGCUUUAGCAGGGAGAAGCGGAGCACAUGGAUUUCUAAACACGCUGGGAUUUUAUACAGCUACAAAAAUAAGAACGACAACAGAACCUGACCCUACCGAAAGCAGUCAAAUGAAUCGUAAUUGCAGAUCAAUGCAGAGAAAUGGGGAAACUUCACUCGAAGCAUGCCGCCGUUUGUAAACCCAGGGAAAGUCCGGAAGGUGAUAGUUUUGCGGUGAACGCCUCUCUGGCUCGCAAAGGGCUGGAGGACUGGAUGGUGAAGCAGAAAUACUCCGGGGGCAGCGGCAGCAGCAGCGGAGGCAGCAGCUCGGGACUUCAAGGCUGCCAGCACCGGGCUGCUUGCGGGCUCUCCAGCGGCAGGGAUUUGUCUGGAGAAGGCUACAGAGACUCUAUUGGUGAUGAGCACUUUCAUCUAGAAGUGGCUUUGCCUCCAGAGAAGACAGAUGGAGUUUGCAGUGGAGAUGAAAAGAAAGCAGAAAAAGAAAGUGACACACGCACAGGUUCCAAGAAGCAACUAAAAUUUGAAGAAUUGCAAUGUGAUGUGUCUGUAGAGGAAGAUAACAGGCAAGAAUGGACCUUCACACUGUAUGACUUUGAUAACAACGGAAGAGUCACACGUGAGGAUAUUACCAGCUUGCUUCAUACCAUCUAUGAGGUAGUUGAUGCAUCAGUAAACCAUUCUCCUAGUUCCAGUAAAACUCUGCGAGUGAAACUUACUGUGGCACCAGAUGGCAGCCAGAAGAAGAAAAGUAUAUUGUUAAAUCAUACUGAUUUGCAGAGUGCAAGGCAUAGGGCUGAAAGCAAAGCCAAUGAAGAGUUAAGAAGCUCUGAAAAGAAGCAACGAGCUUCUCUCAGAUAUCACCAGAGUGAGAACAAUCCAGAGCAAAGUGAGUGCUAUCGUCAUUGUGUUGAUGAGAACAUUGAAAGGAGAAACCACUAUUUGGAUCUUGCAGGAAUAGAAAACUACACAUCAAAGUUUGGGCCAGGUUCUCCUCCAGCAGUUCAAAAACAUGACCCACCAAGCAGAGUUGUGAGUCAAACUAGAUCCCGUUCCCACGAACCUGAAACCUUCCAUGCCCACCAUAGGAAAUCUCAAGUGGUGGAUCCAAGCCACAUCAAUCUGGCUGAGAGUUCUUAUGCCAAGAUCGCAGAAAUCCAACAGAGGCUCCGGAACCAGGACUCAAACAAGCACUUUGUGAGAUCUCCCAAGGCCCAGAGUAAAAAUGUUGCUCCUGUGCAUUCUGGAAGGGCAGUAAGAAAUAAACCUUUUCAAGCAGGGGCCAUGCCAAUGGCCUCCCCAAGUGCACGGGUGGGCCAGAAUCUUCCUUAUCUCCCCUUGCAGUCUCAGCAGGUUCACAAGAAGCAUAAGCAGAGAGCAAAGGAGAAUCACCAAAUGUGCAAAACCUUCCAGUCUCCAGGGACAGUUGUAGAAAAGGAACAUGUGAGAGACCUGCCAACAGUCAUUCUAUAUGAAGGUCAAGUUGGACAAAUGAUACAGAGACAUGAACACCACCACCACCACGAGCACCACCACCACUACCAUCACUUCUACCAGACAUAAAACAGAUCCCACCAACAUCCUCCAGGAAUCAUCCCAUAUGAAGGAAGCACGUUCUUGUGACACCAGAACUAAGGCAUUACUGAUUAAUAUUAUUGUUACUCCAUUAAUAUUCAGCUAGCAUUUAUUUUAGAGGUUAUAUGGAACUCUUGAAACUCACUCUAUUUAUAUGUUGUGGAACUGCAUAGCUUACUUAAACAACUUGUGGAUUUUUAUUUUAAAGUGGCUUGUAAAACAGCAAACAGCCAUAGCUUUUUGAGCUGUGAUUUAAUGCAGGUCGUCAACGCACUUCUUUACAAGUACUACUUCCAUUGUAGAAGGAAAGAUACUUCAAACACUAUUGCAGACAUCUAGCUUACCAGUCUGCUUGCUGUAUGUCAGCUGAUCGCACACAAGCCUUUUAUCAGGGGAGCAAUGUUCGAAGUUUUGGACUCCAGAGAUGCUCAGAAUAACAGAAAAUACAAACAGCUGCUACCUCUAGUAUUAUUCAGAUUUUAUUUUCUUUUUAUUGAUUGUAAUGUGCUACAGGGGGAAUUUUAAUAUACUGCAUUGGUGUAGCCUGUUUGUGUUCACAUCCUUUCAAAUUAUCUUAAUUACAUGGAAAUAUUAGCUAUACUUGUCAGCAGAGCUACAUCUGUACAACUUACACUUCAUUUUCUUUGAGAUUCUUCACUGACACAAAUACAGUUUGUUAUGUACUGAGUAGUAUUUAAAUACACUUUUUUUUUUCUCUUGCUUACUCUCCAUUCUGUCUGGGGUAACCAUUUGAAAAGAGGAGGAUGUGAAAUGGUGUUCUCAAAACCAUCACUAAACUUUAGUGCUUGGGCCAUAAGUAUAAUUGAUGGGGGUUUGGGAAGCAGAGGGGUUAUUUGGGGUUUUUGUUUUGUUUAAAUCCACAGUUCUUUGUUUUGAGAAAGAAUUGAGGAAAAUAUACUUUCUCACUUUAAAUGUUGGCAAAUAUAUAUAAGAUAUAAAUAUAAAUAUAUAUAUAUAAAUAUGCACACUCUCAGGUACAUUUUGUUGUGUUUUAGAGAUCUGUGGUUUGAGUAUUAACAUUAUGAUUUUUUUCAGUAACAGUGACAUUAUAAAACGUAACAUGGCAUUUUCAUAGGUGCCUCCAAUUUAAAUUUCUGCAGCACCUACCAAUUUGUGAUUCUCCCAUUUUAGAGACAAUUCAACAUGUAAAAAAAGAUCUUUCACAGUCAUUCUGGCCUCUUCUACUUUUUUCAUAUCAAAGAGCUUCCUUUCUAUGAGGGAGAAUGAGACCAUGCUCAGAAGACCGUACUGGCUGCUGAGAAAUUUGAGUCAAAAGCAAAUUGUAAAAAUGGAAAAAAGGGUCAGUGCAGUCAAGAUUUACUUUCUGUGGGGCCCAGCUUUAUAAUACAUUCGAUUGGGUUUUAUAAAGUUCACUGUUUCGCAGGUAGAAAGUGACUGAAAAUCACCUACAUUGCUUUUGGUACUUCGAAGUAGGGAACUCCUCACAUAAAAAUAUAACUGUUCUAUCAAACAUAUUUGCUUUUGGUUUUAAUUAUUUUAAAUGUUGUGGUAUUUUGUCUAUAGUAUAUAUUGUAAAAUGUAACUAUCCCACAUUGUUAUAAGCCCUUCAUGAUUAUCUUUUCACUGACUAGAGUUGAUCAGUCCAAAAAGGAGUGCUGACCAGAACUGCUGACCACAUUUAGAGGGAUGUCGCCCUUCCUCAGAACGCAGAGACGUCAACUUUUACAUAAAAAGUUGAAGGCUUUGCCUUCUUUUGGAAUGGGAGUAGGAUCGCUGCUUCUUGGUAAAUAAGUCCAUCUUUUGUCUCCCUGAAUCAGCAGUAGUUUGGGCUUCUUGUCCUCUUUAAAAAAAAUGCUUUUUUUUUUUUUUUUAAGCUGUCAACAGUGUAUUCUGUUAAAUCUAAAAAAAUGUUUUGAAAAUGUGUUUGAUCUGUGUGACAACUAUACUGUUCUGUUUAUUUUUUAAAUUCCUAAAGUCCAAAAAUAUUUAUAUUCAGAACUCUCUGUAUUGAAAACGUGAAAAGGCCACAAAUUUGGUUAGUUACCACUGAGUUGUUCUAGUCUAAGCCUUUUUUGCUGCUUGUAUAUCAUUCUUUUCAAUGUAUAUAUAAUUAUGGACUGCAAAAAAAAGGCAUUUAUAUGUCUAGUAGAAGGAAUAAGCUUAUUUAUAUUAUAGUGUUAACAAAGUCUGAUGUAUUCGAGUGACUUACGUUAUACCGCAUGCAAACACACAAGUGUACAUUCCAUCCAAGGAGGGAUGCCAUGCUAUUUGUUUUGAAAACAUACUUAAAGCUGUUCUCUUUUCAGUGGGACAUAUGCCAGAAAGACUGGGAGGUGGGAGUUAUUUCCUUGUCAAUUUUUCUAAUGCAGACCAUUGCUGAAAACCAGAAAAUGUUCUGGAAAAGGGCUGCAAAGGGGCAUAAAAGCUCAAAGAUAAUUUUGCUUGAAAAGAUAACAGCACCAAUAACAAAAUUCCAUCUGAAUGAGAAGUGUGCAGUACUAGCUGUGCAAGUGAGCUUUGGAAUGUAACACAACUGGCCAUUGAAUACAGCCUUGCUUUAAUUUGGUUGGUGUCUUAUAUUUGGAGAUUCAAAAGACACAUUCUGCCUUGUUUAGAUCCUGUGAAAUACAAUCUGCUAAUAACGUGGCAUCCCCAUGCUAAAACUUUACACCGGCCAUGUAUGAACAUGCAGUAUCCAAAUACUGUUCUGCAGUUGUGUUAUGUGCAUUAAGUGUGAGUAACAUGUAGCACAGUUUCUUUUCACAGAACCUGAACUUUCCGUAUCUUUUAAAACGUUUGCUUUUCAGUAUUUUGUAUAGUAAAUAUAGAUGGUUUUGACUAAAUGCUUUAUUUAUUUAACAGCAAAAACUGUGCCAAGAGAACCCCCUGUUAAUUAAAGUUUUACUAGUUCAGAAAGUAUAUUUCCUUCUUCUUCUCGUGGAUUUCAGGAGCUUAUUGCAAUUGCUGUCAGUGCUUGCAGAUCUCACUGAUGAAAGAGCUUGCAUUAACGUUUUUGGGAAUAGGAUCAGAUCAUGAGGUAUGGACUUGCUAUGCUUUGGCUUUAUAAUUAAAGUGCUAACUUUAAAAAUUAAAUUUCUUGUUCCCUACUAUUAGAGCUGCGUCAUGUAACUGAUUUUUCAGGUUGGUUUUAAUUCUGAAAACCUUAAAAAAUCAUAAUUUGAGUGAGAGGGGUUAAAACUGUGGCCAAAUCUAAAAUUAAAAGCGUUUAGUUUCUGGUCAAAAAAAACAUUUAAUUUCCAAGGAGAAAAAAAUAGUGUUUAGUAUGUUGUUACUGUUUGAAAAUAAA